UUAUUUUUGUAAUUUCGUAAUUUUUGAAAAAAAAAAAAUUAAAAUGUAACGCGUAGUAAUAUUAUAAUAAUAGUGUUACAAUCGAUAUUACGAGUCGAACGUGUAUGCCCGUUUCAGACGCUUUCAAUGGUUUAGUGUCAACUUGUGUAAUUUGCAGAAUAAUCAGAAUAUAGUCAACUUUUCUUCUGGUGAGCCUUCAUUUACAAAUUGUAGCGGAGCGGUGAUAAGGUUUUGCUCGUUUCGGCAGUUCCGAGGUGGCGGCAGCAGCAGUUGAGAAGUUUCGCUUUCGCAGCAGUUAGUGCUAGUCCCAGCUCAUCUUUCACGUCCACGAGCAACAUCGAAGAAAGCUGGAAACCAGUGCACCAGAAGAUUUGAGAUGAAGACCCUGUCUGUUGGCGUUUGCGUAUAGUCAACUGAGGAGCUAAUUUCUGUCUUACCUACUCGUUGCCGCUGUGUUCGCCAAAAUGGCCGAAAUCGACAAACGGAUGAUAAAUAUCUUUAUACUUGGUCUCGGUUUUUUGUUGGUGUUUGUUUCUUUUCAAACAAUGAGCAACAUUCUGAUUACCUUGAUCAAUAGCAUAAAACACGAAACGCCUGAUUACGAUGGAGAUGCUUUUUACGCGCUAGCCAUCGUUUACGUCGUAUUCGCCGUAUUCAAUCUGGUGGUUCCUCCGAUAAUUAGCGUGUUAGGCACGCGUAUUUCCAUGGUUAUAGGUUCCAUCGGCUAUGCGCUUUACAUAAUUUCAUUUUUUAUUACAAACGGCUGGACGAUAUAUGUGGCUUCGGUUGUAUUGGGAAUUGGAGCUGCCACUAUAUGGACAGCUCAGGGAACCUAUUUGACACUCAACUCGGACGCGUAUACCGUUGCUCGUAAUUCGGCUGUAUUUUGGGCGUGUUUCCAAUUAAGUACGCUGGUUGGUAACGCUUUCGUUUAUUUGACAUUUCAAAAUCAAGAAUAUAUUCCCGCCGAAACGAGAACGUACGUUUAUAGCGUUUUAUCGGGUAUCUGUCUAGUCGGCGUUUUUAUUCUAAUGCUUUUACGUCCGCCUCUCAACUCGCACGGACAACAGAUAUCUGACACCAGCAACGCUCCUUCCAAAGCAUUUUUUCAAAGUCUCACCAUGCUCUGUACGAAAGAUAUGAUGUUAUUGUCUAUCUCAUUUUGGUUUACAGGAGCCAAUUUAGCGUUCGCCGCCUCUAUUUACAGCUCUUGUAUCGGCUUCACAACAAAGCUGACGAAAUUUCCCAAGUCAUUGAUCGGUUUAGUCGGAAUUGUGUUCGGAGUCGGCGAAGUAAUAGGAGGAUUAUUGUUCGGAAUUUUAGCAGACGUAACUACAUUCCAGUGGGGAAGAAACCCGAUCGUGAUUUUUGGAUCGUUUGUGCUUGUAGCGAGCUACGCGUUCAUCUAUUUGAAUUUGCCAACGGACGCGCAAUUUGGAAACACGACGGCCAUAUCUUAUUUCGAUCCACCCAUUGUUUGGUUGGCGGUGUUGUGUAGUUUUCUACUUGGUUUUGGCGAUAGUUGUUUCAAUACCCAAAUCUACUCGAUUGUGGCUACAAAGUAUCGCGAGGAUAGCGCUCCUCCUUUCGCCCUGUUCAAACUCGUACAAUCGUUCGGAUCCGGCAUCGCGUUUCUUUACUUCAAAUAUGUACCGCUUCAUUAUUUACUAAUAGCUUUGACUGUGAUGGAUAUACUGGCUGCGAUUACUUUCUUCCCAGUUGAAGUACAAGCUCGUACGCCUCAUUUCGAACAGGAUGAAUUAAACAUUCAGAUUCCUGCCGGACCUUCGGUUAACAGAAACAGGACUAUGGCUACAGCACCCAAAACCGAGUAAUUUAGCCAACCAACCUAUAACUACGAGUAUAUUAUCUACUUUAUUCUAUUGUACGAGUAUUAUAUGUACAUACGAGUAUGUAUGUGCCGAUGCCGAUGCCGGUGGCGUGGCUUCUACCGUUGGUUAGUGGUUACUCGCUGCAAUUGGGUACUCCAAUCUUUUCGUGGUCGGCUAUUUCGGGGGCUGUGGCAUUUUUGCAUCGGCAGGUUACCUACUGCAAUAAGAAUCGAAGGGAUUUAUGUAAGUACCCGAGUGGAAAAACAUUGAUUUCAUUCGCGCGACAUUUUUGUAUGUACCACGUCAAUUGUACGUCUACUCUCACGUGUGUAGUCGAGCUACCUAUUCUACAUAGAUCAUAUCUUACUUAGGUGGAGCUACCUAGGUACAAACUAGUACCUUCUACUUUAUCCGAGUGAUAUUAUUUCGUUGAACCUGCAAGCUUGCGCCUUGCGGCUUUCCGGCGUAUUACCAUUAAUGUUUGUUAAACGACUAAACGAGUUGACACUCCUUAUUAUUGCUUUAUUUUUCUUAUUCUCGUUCUAUGCCUAUGCCUACCUACUCGUAUUUGUAGUAGUCGGUUUGAUAUUCCGAUGGCAUCGACAUUUUUAUAUAUUUUUUUAUACAAGUACCUACCCCUUUUUGUACCUAUGUUAUUAUUUUUUUAUUUUUGUGUAUUACCUACGCGGGUACAUAUAUAAAUAAAUGAAUAAAUAAAUAAACGAAUAAAGAAAUGAAAGACGCUAAA
Planococcus citri (citrus mealybug) is the source of this 2580-nucleotide messenger RNA. Its product is annotated as UNC93-like protein MFSD11. Bases 465 to 1835 code for a protein of 456 amino acids. The transcript is spliced from 10 exons. Lineage: Eukaryota; Metazoa; Arthropoda; Insecta; Hemiptera; Pseudococcidae. The record is from RefSeq and is a predicted model, not a curated record.